AACGAAACUUUACAUCCAAAACUUGAACAAUUUUCUUUCUUAAUUUGUUUCUUUGUCUGAAUUAUUGCAAUUGCAUCCUUCCAACGAAGAAAAAGAUGAUGAUCGGACGUGUAGUUAACGAGAUGGAGGUAGGCGUGCCUGCUGACGAUAUUUGGGCUGUGUAUAGCUCGCCGGAGCUGCCCAGACUCUUCGUCCAGCUUAUGCCCAAUGUCUACAAGAAAAUUGAUAUUCUUCAAGGUGAUGGAACGGUCGGCACUGUCUUACACAUCGAACUCGCCGAUGGGAUACCGGAGCCACGUACAUGGAAGGAGAAGUUCAUAAAGAUUGAUCAUCAACACCGGGAGAAGGUAGUCCGACAAAUUGAAGGAGGAUUUCUUGAUAUGGGGUUUCGUGUGUUCGAUGUUAUCUUCAAAAUCAUAGAGAAAGACGCCUGUUCGUGCAUCAUUCGAUCCACCACUGCUUUCGAGCUCGAUGAGAAGUUCGAAAACAACGCUAAUCUUAUUACUGCUGGUAAUUUAUGGGGAGCGGCCAAAGCAAUUUCAAACUAUGUCAUUCAGAACAAAUCAAAGAGGAGAAACCACUAAGUCCACCGAAUUUUAUGAUUCUUGAUUGGCGUCCCUUUAAUUCUUGGAUACUUUCCUCUGUUUUAAGUACUACUUGAGUCGUCAGUGUGUAUCAAGUUUUGUAUUCGGUAACAGGAUGUUGUUUGUCUAUAUAAAAAUAAAACAGUAACUCAGUGUGUAUAAAAUGUAAUUCAAUAAUUGAUCAUCACAUGCCUGGAAUUCUGGAAAUCACAAAAAUUUCGGUUGCAUAUUAAAAUAUCUAAGUUGAGUGCUUUCUCCGUUAA
Molecule: messenger RNA, 847 nt
Organism: Nelumbo nucifera (sacred lotus)
Lineage: Eukaryota; Viridiplantae; Streptophyta; Magnoliopsida; Proteales; Nelumbonaceae
Product: norbelladine synthase
Biological process (GO): defense response; abscisic acid-activated signaling pathway
Cellular component (GO): nucleus; cytoplasm
Molecular function (GO): abscisic acid binding; protein phosphatase inhibitor activity; signaling receptor activity
Source: RefSeq, a predicted model, not a curated record